GUCCAAUGGCGGCGGCGGUGGAGGGGGCAGUAGGCUGAGGGGCCUUUGAGAGGCCCCGGGACGGGUCCCUGGGGGAGGUUCGGGCUCGUUGGGCGUCUCCAAUGUAGGGUGCCCGCCCCACCCCGUCCCUUGGAGCCCUGGGCUCUGGAGUUUGAUACCAUGAGACCCACCCGCCGACUCCUUCUAGUCGGGGAAGGAAACUUCUCCUUCUCUGCCUCCUUGUGUGAUGCCAGCGAUCAUGAGACUCAUAUCACUGCCACUUGCUAUGAGAGUGAAGAGAGAGUUUCCAGACAGGCACUUGCUAAAAAUAACAUACAGCAUCUGAGAGGGAAAGGGGUUGAAGUUUGCUUUUGUGUGGACUGUACCAAACUGAAGGACUAUUUUUUGCCAGCAAAGAGAAAUUUUGAUUGCAUUUAUUUCAAUUUCCCUCACUGUGGGAGGAAAGCUGGGGUAACAAAGAAUAGAGAGCUUCUUGCGAAAUUUUUCUGUAGCUGCGCAGAUGUGCUCACAGAGAAGGGAGAGGUCCAUGUGGCUCUUUGCAAAGGUCAGGGAGGGACGCCCGCUGACCAGCCAAUGAGAGAGUGGCACAACAGCUGGCAAGUCGUGGCUAUGGCAGCGGGAGCAGGAUUUAUCUUGAGUGAUGUUCAUCCCUUCAACUCAGAGGAUGUUCAUGGAUAUAAGUGCACUGGCUACAGGAGCCAGGAUAAAUCCUUCUCUAUAGAAGGUGCAUUAAACCACAUCUUCACUCGGAGCUUGCCAUUUCCACAUCCCAGGCCUGUGAUCUGCCAGACUGAACUGGAGGGCAAGUGGGUUUCCUUCCAAGUUCCAGAAAUAUUUGUGGAUAAAAUGAACAGGGGUUUCCUAGAUACCAAUUCAGAUCAUCCUGUAAGAACUAUUAAUGAAAAGCUCAUCGCUCAACUCAGCCAAACCUUCCCAUUACAAAGGGUUGACCAUUCCCUUUCUCUGCUGCACCAAGGCCACCUAAGUGCUGUUUCUCAGUCGAAUGCUUUUUGGAUCAUUCCCAACACAGAGCAAAAUUCAAGUUCUGAACCUCCAGGUUCCUGUAAAAAGGUGGAGUUGGAAGUGAUUCUGCUUAUUUGUGCCAAAGGGUUGGACUUGCACACUCCCAUUGCACAGUGGGGCCUCUUUUACACCCCCGGCUGCAUGAUGAGAAUUGCACAGCAGGGUGCUCUCCUAUACACCCCCCCCGUUGCAUGGAGAGAAGUACACAACAGGACGCUCGCCUAUGCACCUCCUUGCCUGGUGAGAAUAGCACGCUCAGUGCACAGCGGGGCGCUCUCCAAUGCACCUCCCUUGCACGGAGGGAAAUGGCGCACACUGCAUACAGCUGUGCACUCCCGCUUUGCAAAUGAGAACUGCAUGCUCGGCCCACAGGGGGGCGCUCUCCUACACACCCCUCUUGCACGGCCAUCUGGGAACAAAGCAGGGCAGGUCUGGGCACCUGAAGGAUCCACAGCUUUCAAGUGUCUGAUCUCAGCCCGGUUCUGCGCUGCCCUCUUGAGUAACAUCUCAGAUUGUGAUGAGACAUUUAACUACUGGGAACCGAUGCACUACCUCGUCUAUGGGAAAGGGUUCCAGACGUGGGAAUACUCUCCAGUCUAUGCCAUUCGCUCCUAUGCUUACCUAUGGCUUCAUGCCUUGCCAGCCUUAUUCCAUGCUAGAGUUCUACAGACAAAUAAGGUUCUCGUCUUUUAUUUCCUGCGAUGUCUCUUGGCCUUCUUGAGUUGCAUUUGUGAGCUUUACUUUUAUAAGGCCGUGUGUAAGAAAUUUGGGCUGCAUGUGAGCCGGCUGAUGCUGGCCUUCUUAGUUCUCGGCGCUGGGAUGUUUUGCUCAGCUGCAGCCUUCCUCCCCAGCAGUUUCUGUAUGUACACCACAGUGGUUGCUAUGACUGGCUGGUAUAUGGAUAAGACCUCUAUAGCCGUGCUGGGCGUGGCAGCUGGAGCCAUCGUGGGUUGGCCCUUCAGUGCAGCUCUUGGGAUACCUAUUGCCAUUGACUUGCUGAUAAUAAAGCGGAGGUGGAAGAGCUUCCUGAACUGGUGUCUGGUGGCCCUGAUCCUGUUUUUGGUUCCCCUUGUGAUUGUUGACAGCUAUUACUAUGGGAAGCUGGUAAUCACUCCUCUCAACAUUGUUUUAUACAAUGUCUUCACACCUCACGGACCUGAUCUUUAUGGUACCGAGCCCUGGUCCUUCUAUUUUAUUAAUGGUUUCCUGAACUUCAACGUGGCUUUUGCCUUGGCCCUGCUCGCCCUGCCGCUGACCUCCCUCAUGGAGUGUCUGCUACAGAAAUUUCACGUCCAGAAUCUGGGUCGCCCAUAUUGGCUUACGCUGGCUCCUAUGUACAUCUGGAUCCUGAUUUUCUUCAGUCAACCCCACAAAGAGGAGAGGUUUCUGUUUCCCAUAUAUCCUCUUAUCUGUCUCUGUGGAGCUGUGGCUCUCUCUGCCCUACAGAAAUGUUACCACUUCGCAUUCCAGCGUUACCGCCUGGAGCACUACACAGUCUCCUCCAACUGGCUGGCUCUGGGGACAGUUUUUCUCUUUGGGCUCUUGUCGCUCUCGCGCUCUGUGGCUUUAUUCAAAGGGUACCAUGGGCCUCUCGACCUUUAUCCAGAAUUUCAUAGGAUUGCCACUGAUCCGACUAUUCACACAGUGCCAGAAGGGAGGCCGGUUAAUGUCUGUGUGGGGAAGGAGUGGUACCGAUUUCCAAGCAGCUUUCUCCUGCCAGAUAAUUGGCAGCUCCAGUUCAUCCCAUCAGAGUUCAGGGGCCAGUUACCGAAACCAUUUGCCAAGGGACCAGUGGCCACACGGAUUAUUCCUGCAGACAUGAAUGACCAAAACAGGGAAGAGCCAACCAGAUACAUUGACAUUUCCAAGUGCCAUUACCUGGUGGAUUUAGAUAGCGCAACUGAAACAUCAAGGGAGCCGAGAUACUCCUCCAACAAAGAAGAAUGGGUCAGCAUUGCCUACAAACCAUUCCUGGAUACUUCCAGGUCUUCAAAGCUGCUGCGUGCUUUCUAUGUCCCUUUCCUGUCCGAGCGGCAUACGUCGUAUGCAAACUACACCAUCCUUAAACCCCGGAAGUCAAAGCAAGCCAGGAAAAAAACAGGAGGUUAGCGACACACCUGCGGACCAAAAAGGAUCAACCAAUAUUGUUGGCCAGCUGCUUAAACCUUCCUAGAAAAAAAAAAAUGCUUGUAAGAUUCAUUAAUAAAGGUUUCCCACCCAGUGAUUUCACUCCGCAAGCCUCCAGCGGAGAAGAGUACAUCAUCUGCUCUCCGUUCUGUUCCUCUCUGCUCUGCCUGCACAACCCGUUUUCAGAACGUAUUGGUAAGAAACCGUUUGAAAAUCCAGCAGCUGCCUACCUGCAUUAUUAUUAGAUAGAGCAGAGUAAAACUGAAUAGCAAGAAAUGACUAUGUUAGACUGUGCACCCGGGUGCUGCCUGGCACCAGGAAAAUUCACAGCCGCGCUCUCUCUCAAUAGUCCUCAUCUGCUAAAUAGCUGCUUGCAUACUCCUAGGAAACAUUAUUUGCAGAUAACAGCAUUUGGGGAAAACAAAAAACAAACCCCCAAAACAGCAGCACAGUAGAGGCAAUGGCUCUCUGAAAUGCUAAGAAUCUCAGCAAACAAGACAGUCCAUACCAUAGAGAAAAAUCCCUCAGAUCUCCCUGUCCAGGAGAUACUUUCCAAGGAGAAACUUGCACUUUCAAACAAACUGUGAUUUUUGUUAGUUAUCUGUUUUAAUGGGAUGUGAUUUCAUUUGCCGUGAGUUCUGUUUUCCUGGUUAUGAUCCUAGAUAUUGUGAAAACACAGGGGCUUCGUUUAAUCUUAUUUAUUACUCUGUGUGUGUGUGUGUGUGUUUGUGUGUGUUUAAAGAAACAUUUAAUGUCGUUUGAAUUCUUGUCUCCAGUGUGUAAAAUGUCUGGAAACCAUCUAUGGGUAAAAAGGGUUAAUAAUUAUUGUGAUUCAGUUUCCCAAAUCUACGAGGAUGCGUACAAGUUCCCUUUUGUCAAAGACCCUCCGGAAUGAUGAUGCAGUAUGGAACUAUACCUGAGUUUUUACAGUCCUGUACUAUAUUAUGAACCAGAUUACAUCAGUCUCGUAGAAACCAGUGCAGGGGUCUGAGAGGGGGAAUGUGGGUGAACUUUCCCUCAGUGCAGAGGGACAGACAGUACAAGCACUGUGCCCAACCUAAGCCCUAUUCCGAGGGUUUAAAUGGAACUUAGUGGUGCGUAAGCUUGGAGCCCUGCCCGUGGAUGGCCCAUUUCAUCCUGUGUGAAUAGCACACGCAUCAGAGAGAGCAGAUGAGAUUGGCUGUAGGAGAGACUGGCGCAGAGAAUGGUCUGUGAAUAGGUUUGUCUAUGUGUAGAGAUGCAGUGCUGAAGUGGGGGGCUGUGGUGGUUGAACGGUGAGUGUAUAUGAUGGAAAGCAUACACCGGUGGCUGUGUAGGGCAGGUGUAUCUUUCAGCACGUUUGCAGGUCAAUAGCUGAGCAAGCUGCUCUACCAAGGUCAAAAGGGCAGACAGUGCAGCAGUGUGGCUCUGAUUUAACAUGACACUAUUGGGUCAGAGCUGGAGAAGCCAGGAAAGGAAAUAGUGCAACACUCAGAGAGCCAUGCAUGGCUUUAAUCUGGAAAAUUACAUUUGAAAUGUAGUAGAGGACACUGGACUUCCCUUUGUCUGUUCAGUCCCGUGCACUCACUAGGGAUGAGUAUUGAUGAAAUGCUUACGUCACCACUCGGCUACAUUUCCUCCUGCAUAGUUGCAGGGUUGGCUGGUUACUGCCCCGGAUAUUUUAUUUAACUUUUUUUUUUUUUUUAAGGUAACUCUCUGCAGCAGGGACCAGAGGAGAAGGAGAGGGAACAAUAUGCAUGUGGUGCUCAGCAUGUUCUGAGAAACAGGCUUUUUCAAGGUGUGUCAGAUUGGUCACCCCAAAUCACUAGUCACUUCUGAAACUCUUGGCCAGGUGGUGGUGAUUCUUGGGCUCCUCGACUGUGGGAGCUAGUAAGUGGCUUCCUUCAGAUAUGUGAUAACAUCAAGGAGUCUUUCUAGUUAUUGCUGUGGAUGUGUAGGGUUCCAUGUGGUUAGUGAGCGGGAAAGCAGGUUGGCCAAGCCUUCAGUUCAGAGCCUUAAUGCUCUCAUUAAGGUCUGAAUGCCACAGUGACUGCCUUGUUGACUCUGUAAAUGCUGUAAGUGUUGUUUCUCUGCUUUGCUGUAAUUUCACACCCGAGGACCUUGUUACUUUAGGUAAAAGUCACCCUGCGAGCUGGUGGUGCAGAACCUCCCUCCACCCAAGUUUGGCUUAGCAUUCAGCACACUUAUACAAACCUGUUCUCUAGAUCUUGUUUCUUUAGUCAGGUUGACAGUGUACCAGUUGUGAUCAACAGCAAGGCAUAUGGCGUGUCUGUCACUUGGCUGGGGAAAAGAUGGCAUGUGGGACUCCAGACUAAAUUGACAUGCAGUUGAAAUGCAGGUGGAGGUUGCUGUGUGAAAGGGCAUCAAGUAUUUUGAUUUUGCAUUUUGUUAUUUUUUAAUUAACUUCACUACAUUGAAGGCAAAUGUUAGACUGUACAAAGCAUGAUCGGUAAAAAGCCCCUGCAUGCCUUUUUGUUGCCUGGGUGACUGAUACAUUAAGGAUGAAAUUCUCCCCUGUGCAGAGGAGCAGCACAAAGCCUGUGCAUUAUUAAAAUCCUGUUUUGAAGGCUUAUAUGGGACAUACGUGGCAUACAGGAUUUGGGCUUGCCCUCUGUAGAGGGGUGCUUUUUACCCUGUGCAAAUAGUGUCUGUCUCUAUAGAGUCUUUGGUAUAACAACAUUGGAAUUUCCCUCUUAAAAAUCCCAGUCUUUACAGUAAACUAAUGUCUUAAAUGUCUUAGGUAAAUUUGCCUGGGAGACAAAACUGCAAUGUUGCAGGUCAACACUGAAUGUCUGCUUAAUGCUCCCAUUUGUUUCUUUUUAAUGGUUUCCCCACCCCACAUGUUAACAUUCCUUUAAUAAGGCUCUGUUGUGUCACAUCAGUGAAUCUAAACCAAAACUGCCAUCCUAUCUGCUUCCCCCACCAGUGUUUCAAUCUGUAAAUGGAACACUGAAACAAGGAACACAGUUAGACAGUCUAUUGCGUACCUCUCUUUGGUGGUGUCUCACUGUCCGAGCCUUUACUGUCAUGUUUACUGUGAAAAGAUAGUCCAGGAAACAUCUGUUUUCAAUUAUUGUGCCUGCUCCACCCUUUCUUCCCGUUUUAAUUCCUUUUUGCGGACCCUGACAGCUUCACAUUAAAUAGGAGUGAUCAGCAUCUCCGAGAAAAAGGCAGCAACCACCCUGUUGCUGUAUGAAGAACUGCACUUGGGUCAUAUUAACAGAUGUUGAUUUCCCAUCUGUUGGAAGGUGAAGCCAGGAACACUCACAGGUGGUGGUAUCAUAUUUGCUUCAUGGUAGCACUGAGAGGCUCUAGUCAAGAUAAAGGCCCAAUUUUGUUGGUCGAUCCCACGUCCUGAAGUGCUUACAACCAAAACAGACAAAGGAAGCUUUAUUAGCCCAUUUUACAGGUGAAGCACAGUGAGAUCAAGGACUAGCCCAUGGUCAUAUAGGGAGUCAGUGGAAAAGAUGGGAAUCAAACUGGGUCCUAGUCCAGUGGCUUAACUCCCCAAACCAUCCUUCCUUGGACCGGGGAGAGCCUAGCAGCCCUACAGCUGCUUUCUGCACAUAUGGCCCAGAAAGUAGAGUCUAGGAAACCUCAGGUCUCCCUGACUUCCUUUCCUGCUGGAGCAAUGUUCUCACAUCCACCUAGCACAGCAGUCUCCGGAAGCUCCUUUGAAGCUGUAGUGCAGCGCAGAGGCAUCUGGAACGCCCACACGAGGCCAUCUGCUCUGGAAAGGUAACGCUGCUCUUAGUGGUGCUUUCAUCAUGGGGUAUACAGAGCAACAGGUGAACUUUCUGAUAGGAAAAUGUUAAGGCUCCCUUCUGUUAAUAAUUCAUAGGUCAGAGCUGUUGGGCUUUGCGCAGCGCUGACAUUUAAGCAAAUAAUCAAUAAUGAGAAGAGAACAGUACUUCUAAAUAAAUGCAUUCAGUGGAAUGAGCUGCCCGAGGAAGCCGCGCUGCACAAUUUGUGUCUUCAUGUGUAAUGGGGUGGGGGAGUGUUGGGAUGGGAGGGAAAGAGCAGUACUGACUGCUGGGAUUUCCUAACACCUUCCUGCUUUCUCAGGAUAAAUUACCUUGCUUUUGAAAUGUGGAUUUGCAGAGAUUUCCAAAAACGAUGGCCUUCCCUUUGUAAAAGGUUUCAUUGUUUGCGUGGUGCUUAUACAAUUUUUUCGUUUUGUUUUUCCUUUGACCCUAAUAAAAUUAAACUUUGUGAUCUAGU
Messenger RNA from Chelonia mydas (Green sea turtle), 7371 nucleotides. RefSeq names its product ALG9 alpha-1,2-mannosyltransferase (gene ALG9). Gene Ontology annotation, biological process: rRNA base methylation; protein N-linked glycosylation. Gene Ontology annotation, cellular component: endoplasmic reticulum membrane. Bases 160 to 3132 code for a protein of 990 amino acids. Gene Ontology annotation, molecular function: rRNA (uridine-N3-)-methyltransferase activity; alpha-1,2-mannosyltransferase activity. The transcript is spliced from 22 exons. NCBI's taxonomy places the organism in Eukaryota, Metazoa, Chordata, Testudines, Cheloniidae. The record is from RefSeq and is a predicted model, not a curated record.